Chara braunii is the source of this 5536-nucleotide messenger RNA. The record is from the annotation of a GenBank genome assembly. NCBI's taxonomy places the organism in Eukaryota, Viridiplantae, Streptophyta, Charophyceae, Charales, Characeae.
GCGAGCAAGCCGUUGUUGUCGGUUUGCCAUGUCAUGUCGGACGGCAGGCUCACACAACGUAUCGUAGUCGACCUUCUCGACACUUGUAGAGUCGUUUUCUCCAGAACUCUGCAUAUCCGAAUGUUUUGUCAGUCAGAGAAGGCUGGCUAAAGAGGAUGAAUGGUUGAUUUGACACCCGUUUGCGUUGUCCCCAUUGGCCGAUGUUCCUUGACAUUCGACUCGACGAACGACGAACACUACUGUUAGUGCCUGUAAUGUAGUACGCGAGGAAUUGACUAUCUAAGUUCGAUCGGGCGUUAGGGGUUGGAGGAGGGGGCGUUUCUUGAACGACUGUUUAUGACUUGGCAUAUGGAGACGGAACAAGCAAGACUGCAAGACAAGAAAGCGAUACAGCGCUCCUCCAGGCACUGGAAGAGGGUUCAACAAAUGUAUCAGCGUUCUGUAAUCAGGUAUUUUCUAAUUAUAUCAAUCAAUCCAUUCGACCGAUCGAUCGCUUCACAAUCGACAUUGUCUCAACUCAAGAAACGUAGAUUUUCACGUCACUCGGGGUUGGGCUGCUGGUGUUGUUUGGAUGGAUCCUUCUUGUUUGCUCACAACUAGGCUAGAUUAGACUUCAUAGACCUCGUGAUUUGGCUCGAGAAGCCAGCCAGGUAGUGGAUCCUCACUCAACAAUCUUUUGUUUGUGUUCAGUGCUCACCCUCGAGCUCGCAUCCUUCUCUCUCUGUUGCUCGGCUGGCAUUCAACCUUAGCUGCUCGACGAGGACCUGGGGAUCCGUUUUCCCAAUCGCAUGGCCUCGGCGGAUUGCUCGCGUGCUCUGGUACAACUGGAGGAAGCCUGCGAAGCGACUCUACUCUCAGCGAACUCUAUCGGGGGAUAUACGCCUCACAGAAAAUGUCAAUGAGGCAGUAGAGAAGAUGCCAAUCAAAGAAGAGAGAAAAUGGCAAUGAGGCAAUGACGUGAGUCACGUUGGCACCAAUCCAUCUGCAUCUGGCCUUGUCUGCGAGAAAGGGGGGAAGGGUUGACGUGUCGGGUUGUCAAUGAGAGUCCGUACGAACAUGGACGAGGACGAUAGGGAUUGAGGGGCAGAAGAGCAGAAGGGGGAAUACCAUGAAAGAGGGGGAGGCAGUAAGCGGAAGUGGUAGUGGAGGAGGAGCAGUUGUGGGGAAGGAGGCGGGAAGAGAACGGCAGCGGGUUGAGAAAGAAACGGAGAAGGAGCGGCAAAGGGCGUUGAAGGAGGCGGAGAAGGAGCGGCUGAGGCAGGAGAAGGAGGCGGAGAGAGAGCGGCAGAGGCAAGAAAAAGAGGCGGAGAAGGAGCGUUUGAGGCAGGAGAGAGAGGUAGAGAAAGAGCGACAGAGGCAAGAAAAGGAGGCGGAGAAGGAGAGACAGCGGCAGGAGAAAGAUGCCGAGCGGGAUAGGCAAAGGCAGGAACGCGAGGCGGAGAGAGAGAGGCAGAGGCUGGAAAAAGAAGCGGAGAAAGAGAAGCAGCGGGUAGAGAGGGAGAGGGAAAGGUCGCUAAAGGAUGCGGAGAAGGAGCGUCUCCGCGCGGAGAAAGAGAUGAAGAGGCAACAGGAUGAAGCCGAGAAAGAACAGAAGCGCCUCGAGAAGGAAGCAGAAGACAAGAAGCGCGCCUUGGCGCUCAAGAAGCAGGCAAGUAUCAUGGAUAAAUUUCUAUUGAAGCCGUAUCUCUCGACCGGCACAGCAGCAGCAGUAGCAGCGACGACGGCGGCGGGAGGCGGAGGAGCAGAAGGAAGAGGAGAAGAAGUAGGUGGGUCGAUGGCCACGUUGGCUGUACUGCCACAUCAGCAGCAGCACCAACCCCACAUUAUGGUCGCCGGAACCGGGUUAAACAAAUCCGAGAGGGGUCCAUUUUUGUUGUCCUCGAGGUUCUCUCCGGCGGCGGGCGAAAGCAGGCGCGACACUCUUUUCCUUCCGCCGACGGUCUCGCCCGACACAGUCGCGAUGGCCACGUUGGGAACGGGGCCGCCAGCCACGUCAGGCAUGGACGCGGAACUAGGGCAAGCUCGAGAAGGCGAAGUCGACAUCGGCGUGCUUCGCAGUCGUCAUCUAUCUAAGUGGAGAUGGGCCGGGCGAGAUCACAGACGCAGAAAACUCGACAGGUGGGGAAAGCGGCGGCGUCCGAAGGCGAGCUCAUCUUGGGGCCUGCUGAGGGCUGCUGGGACCUCCGCGGCGAAAGCGGCUCGCAAUGGCCUUUCCUCGGCCGAAGGGGCAGCGAGAGGGGCGACGGGGGAACACAGCGCCGACGUGGAAUAUAGUACUUCUAAUAAAGCUGUUGUUGACGAUGCAGGUCUGGUGGCACGCGACUCUGACAGUAAACGUUCCCAUCAGCAGGAGAAUAGCGACGCUGACACCUGUCGCCAGCUCUUUGGCGACGAUAGGGAUAGGUUUAUUGCGAUGCGUAACGAGAGGACGACGUCGGGAUCCGGACGAGAACCUCGUUUAGAGAGGAUUGGAGGGCAAAUGAAGACACGUGGCAGUGGGGAUGGCAUGAUGGAGGAAUUUAGGGAGAACAAGCUGGGGGAGGAUGUGGGUGCCGUGGCGGUUAAUGAUGAUGAUGAUGAUGAUUAUGAUGAUCGUGGUCUAGGGCGUCAUCGUCGUCGGGAAAGUGGGGGGCAAGAGGACGAAGAAGUGGUGGAUGGGCUUGCAUUCGCCGACGACCAUGAGAAUCAGCAGCAUCUGGACGAUGAUGAGAACCGAGAAGGGACAGGGACCAGCAUGAGACGGGCUCUUCUGCUGAUGGAUGAAGAGAGAGGUCGAGCGCCUAAGAGGAGGAAACUCCUUCAGUUCCAUGAUAACUACAGGCCUGCUUAUUAUGGAACGUUCUCGAAGCACAGCGAUGUCAUCGGUGCCAGGCAUCCGUUACGGAAAGAUCCGUCGCUGGACUACGACGCAGAUAGCGAUGCUGAGUGGGAGGAAGAAGAACCGGGGGAAUCCUUGUCAGAUCUUGAUGUCAAAGAGUGCGAGGACGACGACGAGAAGCCGGGCGACGACGAGGACUCGGCCGACGGUUUUGUCGUUCCCGAUGGCUACUUGUCGGAAGGGGAGGGUGCAGGUGCCGACGAGGACGACGGGACGAGUACGGAGGAUGUAGCAAUCGGACAACAGGAGCGGAGCAGGGCUAGAGACGAUAGUGUGCCGGGUGGUGUACAAGAGAACGAGGCCUUUGCCGAGGACUUGGCAAAGUGGAGAGCCAUGAACAAAUGCAGGCGGCUGCUGGCGAUGGCCACAGAGCGAGCGUUAAGAACGAACUGCCCUCUCAUUGUGUCCAGGCUGCUGCCUCCGCUUCCCCCUCGUCCUCCUCUUCAAGCUCAAUCUCAACCUCAACCUCCGGCUUUAGGAGUGAUACCCGCGCCAGCAACACCCCCGUCAUCAGUCGUAGAAUCGCUUUUCGAGCGCGGGAAAGAGAAAGAGGGGAUUCUGUCUGCAGCGCCGUCGGCAGGGCGGAGCCUUGAUAACGACGGCAAAGCGGGAAUAACAUGUUCGAUUUCGGGAGCAAGUACGCUCCCCUUCGCUAGUGGCGGGCCGGUCUCUGGGACUGUAUCUGGGACCACCAGUAAAUUGGACGAUGCUAUACUGCGGGCGUUGUCAGUGAUGCCUCUGGAGGGGGACUUGGUUGUAGAAGCUCCGUGUCCUUCGGGCCAUGGUGUCACGAACGACGAGAUGCUGGGCGGAGGGGGUGAUGAAGAAGGCCGGCGCAAAGGGGGGAUGCGCAGAUCAGUCGGGGGGGCGGGGGGCAAAGGAAGUGCCGCAGGGAGUCGUCAUGGGCCGGGCAAGAAAGAGAUGCUCGCUCAAGCUGGAGGAGGAGGAGAGGGAGGGACUGCAUGUGCUGCUGCUGCUUCCAACUGUAAUCUACCUUCUUCUCCAGCUGCAGUAAAUGGAGACGCAGCCGCUGGGAGCGCUUCGAAGCCUCCAGGUCCACGUGUCACACCCAUUACCAAGUUUUUUACGAAGGUUUCGUCAUCUGUUGUGGCCUCUUCGUCGCCAUCGUCGUGUCCUUCGUCCCCGUUAAACGCGAACUCUCCCCUCGCAAAAGUUCCUCCCUCAGUUCCCUCGGGAACAACGGUGCCAUCGACCGAUUCAAGGGUUGCUGUUGCUCUGCCGGUGGUCGCGACGGAUGUCGUGAGCGGCAGCGGCAAGAAGAAGGCGUGCACUGCUCCCAGGACGAAAGUUUCGCCGACAAUGGUCAGAAAGAAGAGAGAAAGUAACGGUGCCGCCGUGGUUGGGGCCUGCUCACCUUCUCCUUCUCCCUCGCUCCCUCGCUGGUGCGUUCGUAUCGGCCAUCGCGAAGCAGGAUGUGAACCGGCAGAUCGUACAGUGAUCGUAGGAGCUACUACCACUGAAGGGUGCGUGAAUGGUGGUGCGUGUGGAGCAGAUAGUGUGGCGGGGAAGAUAGGUGAUGAUGAAACAGGAGGAGUAGGUGGAUCUGCGGCCGCUGCCGAUUGUCGGGCGGACGGCAGUGGCAGUGGCCAGUUAUCUAUUGAUUGCAGUGGAAGCGGCAGAGGGAAAACGAAAGGCUGCAAGAGAAAGCUUUGAUUUUUGCGCCUCAUGGUUGCUGUUGCUGUUUUUGUUCAUGAUUGAUGAUGAUGAUGAUGAUGAUGAGGAUGGAUGGUGAUUCUUACGAGGAGAUGGCCACCGAAGUUUUUUUUGUAUAUUAAUUGCGGAAGCAUGAAAGAGUGAAAAAGGAGAUGCUACCAGUUUUCUAAUCCCAUCCAUCAUAUAAUUAGCUUGACUUUCUGGAGUCCCACUCCCCUUGGCACCAUGCAACGUCCCUCUCCAUCUUGUCUCUCUGCAAGCAGCGUCUUUUCUUUUUCAUGCCCCGCCGCCCCCUUUUUCCUUUUUUGUCUCCUGUGAAUAUAGUAACAAAUUAUUUUCUCCCAUCCAAAAUUUCUUGAAGUUUGGACGGACAUGUCGACUGCAUUCAACGGUCCCGACCGCUCUUGCGACACCUGGGUUUUCUUUUCAGCAUGUACUUCAAUUUCGAAUGCUGAUCCGGGCUACAUUUGAUUAUUUUGCCGGUCUUUCAUCCCGGUGUCUGAGUCUGUGUUGAUCUGAACGAACAGUGGAAGUUCGUUUCUCCAGUGCUGAGCUGCUUGGCCGCUAAUUGGUCCUGGUUGACGCUUUAUGCCAUCAUUGCGAUCGCCGGUCGGGAUGUGGUGUCAGGCGUGGGGGAGUGUGUAUUUGAGUGUGCGCAUGGGUGUGCCGAGGUGUGUGUGUGUGUGUGUGUGUGUGUGUGUGUGUGUGUGUAUGUGUGUGUGUGUGUGUGUGUGUGUGUGUGUGUGUGUUCGAGGAGAGCACAGUGUGGGUGCCUUCCGAAUGAACUUGCGCACGAUGGCCGGAUUUUGAUUUGAGUUUGGUUAUAGGUUCGAACACUUGGGGAGCAUCCUACCACUAAUCUUCUCCUGACUGGCAUCUGGAAGUGGGGUUUCUCGUGUUGAGAGAGGAGGGUUAGUAAUUCAACGCUGUAGCGUGGCCAUUCGAGGAAAAUGGGAAUAAGGCUAAUAAACAAGCUCAUUGUUG